AGGCUUUUCUGAUCAGAAUACAUACAGCGGUUGGUUUUGAAAUCCAGUCAAGAACAGAACGAUAAUGGAUUCCUUCGCGUCUUUCUUCGAUUCGCAAUCCGCCUCUCGAUCGCGUUGGAGCUACGACUCGCUCAAGAAUUUACGCCAGAUCUCCCCGGUUGUUCAGAAUCAUCUCAAACAGGUGUAUCUCUUGCUAUGUUGCACCCUUGUGACAUCUGCUAUUGGAGCUUAUCUUCACAUUCUUUUCAAUAUUGGUGGGUUUCUUACAACUCUUGGAAGCAUUGGGUGCAUCAUCUGGAUGCUCUCUACGCCCCAAUAUGAAGAGCAAAAAAGAGUGUCACUUCUCAUGGCUGCGGCAGCCUUUCAAGGAGCCUCUGUUGGCCCUCUGAUUGAACUGGCAAUUGAUUUUGAUCCGAGCAUUCUAUUCAGUGCUUUUGUCGGCUGCGCCGUGGCCUUCGGUUGUUUCUCAGCAGCUGCCAUGGUAGCACGCCGUCGAGAGUACUUGUACCUCGGGGGGCUGCUCUCUUCCGGUAUCUCCAUACUUCUCUGGUUGCAGUUUGCUACUUCACUUUUCGGUGGUUCCAUGGCCCUUUUCAAAUUCGAGUUGUAUUUCGGACUCCUGGUGUUUGUGGGCUAUGUCGUCGUCGACACCCAGGAUAUCAUCGAGAAGGCUCAUUUUGGAGACCUGGAUUACGUGAAGCAUGCUCUCACCUUAUUCACCGACUUUGUCGCCAUCUUUGUUCGGAUUCUCAUCAUCAUGUUAAAGAAUGCUUCGGAAAAGGAGGAGAAGAAGAAGAAAAGAAGAAACUAACUCGACCCUACGAAAUAAGUCUUGUGCAUAAACUUAUGACUUUCUUUGAUCGCCCGACUUUGUACUUUGUUAUAUGCUCGACGGAUUGUGUCGUUUUUUUGUUUUUGUUGUUGCUUGAAAACAUGUGAAUUGAUGAUGCUAAUACAUGUGAUAUCUUAGCUCUGAUAAUUGGAUGAUGUUUUUUAAUGUAAUAUUUUAAAUGAAAAAUAACGGGGAUUUCAAUUUUA
Molecule: messenger RNA, 1038 nt
Organism: Andrographis paniculata
Lineage: Eukaryota; Viridiplantae; Streptophyta; Magnoliopsida; Lamiales; Acanthaceae
Product: bax inhibitor 1-like
Exons: 6
Coding region: 65-811 (248 amino acids)
Cellular component (GO): membrane
Source: RefSeq, a predicted model, not a curated record